GUCAACAACUGUGUGAAGCAAAAGUUUGAGCAAUUACUGGGUGGAAUUUCAAGAAGAGAGGUAGCAGAAGCGGUAUGGAAGAAAUAUUUCGACAAAGCUGCAUGGAGUUGGACUCAGGAGGGUUUUCUUCAAAAGAUUAAUCAGUUUGAGAGGGUCUGGACACAGAAGAACAUAAAAAUGGUUGACUACGUGCGAGGUGAGUGGUUGCCUUGUCAGACAAUGUGGGCAAAGUGCUACACGAACCAUGUGUUUCAUCUUGGUAACACGAGCUCGAAUAGAGUUGAGUCAUCUCACUCUUCAUUCAAGAGUUUCCUUGUGUCUGGUAGAGGAGCGAUUGACACUUGUUUUGCGAAGAACCACAACUACAUGGAACAUCAGUUUCUAGAAGUGGUGAAUGAGCUGCACAAGUCACUUAACCGCAAUCUGAGUAGGGCAAUUGAGCCUCCGUGCACGUUUUUGAGGAGGGUCGUUAGUUGUGAGGCGAUCAAACUGAUGUUAGAUGGGGCGGCGGAGUUGAAGGACCGUUGUGCGUGUCAUUUUCAGAUGACACAUGGGCUCAAGUGUGCUUGCCAGGUUGUUCAAGCUAAGGAAGAAGGACGUCAAUUCUAUGCUCAAGAGUUGCAUGUAUUUUGGCGGACUUUGGAUUAUAAAAACCCCCCACGUCAACAACAAGUCAAUGAUGAAAUUGAGCUUCAACGAGAACACUUUAGGCGUCUUACUGUUGAGGUGGAAGAAAGAGGUCCUGAAGCAGUGAGACAAGCAAGAGAUGCCCUAUUCUAUGGGCUUCACCCAGCAGAGGACAAUGUGAGGGAACCGGAAGUGAAUGAGAAUCCGAGAGGACGGCCUCGAACAAGCACCAGUCGCAUUCGUUCAUAUUAUGAGCGGUCUCGUUCGAGGAGUACUGGGCCUGGAUCGAGUGGAGGCAGGGGGCGAUCGAGUGGAGGUAGAUCCCGAUCGAGUGGAGGCAGAUCCCGAUCGAGUGGAGGCAGAUCCAGAUCGAGUGGAGGUAGAUCCCGAUCGAGUGGAGGUGAAUCCGACGAGCAUGAUACAGAGUUUGUUCGACCUUUGCUGGUAGGCGAUUUCAACCCUAGUCCAGACGGCCAUUGUGGUUUUAGGGCACUUUCUCAUUGUAUUUAUGGGGAUGAUAGUCACUAUCUGCUCAUGAGAUCGGCGAUUGUCCAAGAAAUCCAACAACAUUUCUGGAAGUACGAGAACUUGUAUCAUGGUGGUCCACUAGCUCACAUUGACCGCAUCAAUUGGCUCGAGGCGGGUUCCGCACCAAUGGGGCGAUGGAUGGAUUCUGAGGACUUGUUCGUGUUUGCCACCAUCUACAACAUCGCAGUCAUGGUCUUCACAUACCAGAUGUUUGAUGUCAAUAAUGGAAACCGUCCACUACCCAACCGCUACGAUGAUGCCUAUGUGGUAUUGCCUAUUGAUGCGGACCAAGGUACUUUGCCACCAACCAUGUUCUUAUCACUGCACUAUGUGAACAACCACUACAUUCGAUUGUACUUCAACCAGGAUCAGUUUCCCAUACCCCCUCUGCAUCCACUUUGGCAUGGGAUAAGAAGUCCUAACGUGGCGGGAUGGGAAGCUAUUCUCGAGGGUGGACAAAAUUUGUAUGCGAGUCUUGGUGGUCGGCAGCGAGCCAGGCAGAGAGACCCCCGAAGAGCUAGGGGAAGGGGUAGGGGUAGGAGCAAUGCAUAGUGUUGCG
This is a messenger RNA of Linum tenue, 1714 nucleotides long. The record is from the annotation of a GenBank genome assembly. NCBI's taxonomy places the organism in Eukaryota, Viridiplantae, Streptophyta, Magnoliopsida, Malpighiales, Linaceae.